This is a messenger RNA of Aspergillus nomiae NRRL 13137, 3636 nucleotides long. RefSeq lists its product as uncharacterized. The transcript is spliced from 2 exons. The coding region runs from base 1 to 3636 and encodes 1211 amino acids. The record is from RefSeq and is a predicted model, not a curated record. NCBI's taxonomy places the organism in Eukaryota, Fungi, Ascomycota, Eurotiomycetes, Eurotiales, Aspergillaceae.
AUGUCGCAGAGGACCGAUGCAUCGCCCACGCCACCAAAUCCUCUCCCCAAAGUGGACGAGAAACCGCUUAGAUCUAGCUCGUGGCGCUCUUCUCGUCGACUUGAAUCCAACGACAAACCUGAUCGGCGAAGGAGUUUGCGAAUGAGCGAAGGACGAGACAGUGGGGAGCUGGAAGGCAGCACACUCGGGAGCAGCUCCCGCGACGGGGAUAAGGGAGGCCGAGGAUCUCGACGAACACACAGCUCAGGAGGUUUCUUACUGGACUCUUCAUUCUUGCCCAGAUCAAGUAGUCUCAGGCAUAGUUAUCAUCGCGCCCAUCACUCGGAAUCGGAGCGAAAGGAGAAGCGUGGAACACCCCCCGAUUCGGAGAUUGUGGUACCCAAGAAGCGGUCGCGAUUCCCUUGGAGCCGCCAAAAAGAGUCAACGAAGGAAUCUUCAGCAGCGCCCCCGGGGAGAGAAGCUUCUCAAGAAACCCCUGGUCCGUCACAUUCGCAACAAGAUGCAGAACCGCAUCCGUCCCAAACCACGGAAGUGGGAAGCGAGACUCCCCUAGGGCUUGAUAGGGACUCAUUACAGAUCGUCAAUCUAGCAUUGAACUUGAGCGAAUCCAGAAGAGUAAGUGCCCAUGGUCGAGUGCCUUCUGGCCGCGUUGCAGGGGGAAGGUGGACCGCGUCGGCAGGUCAACCUUCCGUUUCAUCGAGUGGAAAGGGUGCACCUAUUACACUGGGCAGUCAAAAUGAUAGCCCUUAUCCACGCAGCGGCUUUACUCAGAUGACCGUCGAUGAUCACUCGAAGCUUUCGGGGGCCUCACAUGUGGAUCAAGCCGUACAUGCACCAUCUUCGGUCUUGAACCUGCUGCCCGAUUCCGUCAAUUCAAACUCCCUACCACACGUAUUCUCAGACGGCACGCUUGCUCGAGCUGAUAAGGCCCGGCGCCAUUUCGAGCUCUUCUCCGAAUAUCUCCGAUUGCUUCCUUCGCUUUCUCCCCUUAAACCGCACGAGGCACACACAGACCCAGAUUCCACUCCAGCGGGUACUGGCGACACCCCUCCAGGUCGCUCGUACAACCCUCUUCAAUCAAUCCGAAACCGCAAAGUUAGAUUCCGCGAGCGAUGUCCCAUUGAUACGGAUGCAGAAGGCUGGACCAAUGUCGGAAAAGUUCAUGAGUGGGUUGACUCGAUCGAGAGCCAGUUCAAUCAAGAAGACCGUAGCUCUUUUGAAUGCUUGAAGCUCCCACCUUUCCACCAAGGCUCGAAAGACCUCUCACAUAAAGAGCCGGAGGGUGAUGAGAUUAUAGGAGCCUCUCCUUCCUCCAGUCUGAGGCGAACCAGCCGUGCAAGCAGCGUCAAGGCUCGCAGACCAAAAUCUGAUUGGAUGAUCUCACCGCCAGAACUUUUGGCUGAUAUCGCAUGGGUUGAAGAUAUACAAAAUAAAAGCAAGCUUAUCGAUAAAGAUGGAAAUAAUCUAUACCCCGAUCCCGCAAUGUUGAUUCCAUCCGAUGCCCUCAAAACCAAAACCAGGAACAUUCAAGAAGAGCUCCCAUCCAGGCGGGAGUCAGUAGACACAGACCAGCCGACCUCACGCACUUCUUUAUCGGACGCCCACCCUGGACUGACACCUGAGUUCAAACGGAUUGGACGGGGGAGACGGCGGCAUAGAUUUCAAGGCCCCUCUCAUAUCGUUCGCAGCAGUGGUGGAGGACACAAAUUACGAAGCGUUCAAGCAGCUCUUCGAGUGCGUCAAGCCGGGGUGACAAGCAAUAUUGGAAAUACCAGGGAGAGAGCGUGGUAUCCCCUAGGAGAUGAGGAGAGCUCUCUAGAUAUGAAAGCUAUGUCGCCACAGAGGUCUAAUCUCCAACGAUCUUGGAAAGCUUCUGACCGUACUAAAUCCCAAGAACAGAGGGAGUCUAUAUCCUCAGCGCCAAGUGUGGAUGACCGCUAUGACCGUCUGACAUACUCUGUGACAGCCGAUGGAAGGGUGCCGCUUACUCCUAUCCAAUCCACUUUCUUUCCGAGUAUUGCAUCAAACUUAUCGCCCCCAUCAAGCCGGUCACCAUCCCCGUCGAAAGGACGGUUCCCCCGUGCGAUUAUUGCCCGCCGGGAGAGAAGCAAGAGUAACUCGCGAGCUAAAGAUGCUGUGGACAAUAGCUCCCUAGAAUCAGAGGUAUUACGUAGCAACAGUUUAUCGGAAUACUCAGAGGGUUUGCCUCACGCUGGCAGACUGGACCCGAGCCCACUUCCAGAUCAAACUCCCUCUACGCAUCAGGAUGGCCGGAUAAAGUCGAGCCAGCAAGCACGGAAAGGGCUCGCACAACAUGAGUCCAAACUUCGUGGAAUUUUCAAAGGCCCUGGUAAGAUCGCCGAAAAGGUUGGUAAUGAAGUGUCAAAAAUGGGUGGUCUCAUUCUAAAGAAAGACUCCUUGGCCCAUUCGCGACAAUCUUCUUUUGAAUCACACGUCACAUCUGACGAUGAGAUUGCCCUAACCGAUGUUGAAGAAUCGAAAGGUGAUAAGACCACUAAUACCAAGGCACAACUACGCCGCCUCCCCACCUUUUCUGAGGACUACAUUCUGGCGGCUCGUAGGGAGCCAGAAAAAGCAGCUGGGAAAGAUUACCUAUCCGCGCCAUUGCCCUUUACUUCUCCCUCCCGCCAGAGCGAUCAAUCCGAGGGCCAUAGAAGAUCUGAUUUGGGCAGUCCCCAAAAGACUUCUUCAGAGUCAGAGAUGAAGAGCGCGAGAGAGACUGGACGAGACGAGGCUCUAUCGCCAUCUCCGCAGAAGAGGCGCGAUGUCCGCAAGAAACCCGGGAAGGUUGCGACUUUUGGCCCUGAGCUACAUACCAUCCGAGAACAGAUCAAGAAAGGCCGAAUUAAGGAUCCGUCUGUGCCAUACAGUCUCACUCGGCCCCCGAUCACAGGCCUUGCACAAGCAAAGGCAUCACAUGAACCGUCCUCUCAUGAAAGUCGCUCCACGCCCUCCAGCCAAUCCAGAAGCUGGAGUAUCUCUGAGCGCAGUGUUUCUACCUCGAUGGAAUCCGGAGUCCCGGCAAAAAGAGAAGUCGAACGUACCCGUGCGCUCCUUCUCUCUUCAGGUAUCAAGGCGCGAGAGAUCACUCGUCGCGCUCAUACUGUACGGAGUCCUCCGCCUGAGUUUCUUCGACGCGCAAUUGGCCCUGACACGCCAGUUCCGGAGGUGCCUCGGUCGCAUGAGUUCGAUCUCGCCAUUCAAGCCUUGGUGAAGAGGUUUGAGAACUCAGAGGAGCUCUUCCAGCGAUCGAUGGAUGGUUAUCCUGGUGAUAAAUUGUCAGCUCUGAGUUGUCAACUUGGCGCACUUGAAGAUCUAGUCAACAAUUCUCUCAACCCACGUGUGCGGGCUGCCGCACAAGAUGCAGAAGAUUUGAGCGUUCAGCUCAAUACUACCAGCACCCUAGCAGUGAAACAGCUCAGCGACACCCUCGACAAAGGCAUUCGGAGGCGCCAUCGCCGGCUACGCUGGAUACGACGUACCGGAUUUGUGAUGCUCGAAUGGGCCCUUGUUGGAAUGUUGUGGUGGGUAUGGUUGAUCGUCAUGGCUUUCAAACUGUUACGGGGUGUUUUCCGAGGAGCAAUCUCUGGCGUUAGAUGGGUACUCUGGCUGUGA